Messenger RNA from Lodderomyces oxycetoniae, 1644 nucleotides. RefSeq lists its product as uncharacterized. Bases 1 to 1644 code for a protein of 547 amino acids. NCBI's taxonomy places the organism in Eukaryota, Fungi, Ascomycota, Pichiomycetes, Serinales, Debaryomycetaceae. Gene Ontology annotation, molecular function: transmembrane transporter activity. Gene Ontology annotation, biological process: transmembrane transport. The transcript has a single exon. The record is from RefSeq and is a predicted model, not a curated record. Gene Ontology annotation, cellular component: membrane.
AUGAGUGACCCAAAGUCCAACAAUCCCAGCCUUGAAAAAACAGAAACAAUUGACUUGGAAGAGCCGAGAGCAACCAAGGUUACUUUGGACUCCUCUACAUUCGAAUUAUUUACAGAAAAGGACGCUGAUAUAGCAUAUUUACAGAAAUCAAAACUCAUUGCCGACACAAUCCAAGAAAUUGGUUUCGGUCGUUAUCAAAUUGGAUUAUUUUUUGUUGCCGGUUUCGGAUGGUUGGCCGAUAAUGCAUGGCCCGUGGCCACUAGUCUAAUCCUACCUAGACUAAUUGAAGUUGAUGGAGUGCAUUAUCCACCACAUCGUGCCCCUUAUUUGACCCUUGCUCAGAAUUUUGGAUUACUUGCUGGUGCGUCAUUUUGGUCCUUAUCGUCUGAUAUAAUUGGCCGGAGGUGGGCAUUUAAUUUGACAUUCAUCAUCACUGGUGUAUGGGCGGUGGUUGCCGGUGGUUCGCCGAAUUUUGAUGCUAUUGCUUGUUUUGUUGCAUUUUGGAGUUUUGGCGUUGGUGGGAACUUACCUGUUGACUCUGCAAUAUUUUUAGAGGCAUUACCAGGAACUUACCAGUGGUUGUUAACUGUGAUGUCCGGGUGGUGGGCACUAGGGCAGAUUAUUGCAAAUUUACUCUCGUGGGGUUUAAUUGGGAAUUAUUCUUGUUCUGAUCUGGACAAUUGUAAAAAGGUGGAUAAUUGGGGUUGGAGGUAUUUUUUGUUUACUUUGGGUGGAUUAACUUUGUUGAUGUUUGUUGCUAGAUUUGCCUUUAGAGUGUUUGAAUCGCCAAGAUAUUAUUUGGCAAGAGGACAAGAGAAGGAAGCCAUAAAGACGUUGGAAAAGAUAGCUAGUGUCAAUGGUAAACUGUGCUUGUUAACAUUGGAAGAUUUUAGAAACAUUGAUGAAAAGUACCAAGAUAAUGACAUUACCACUACUACUACUGCUGCUGCUGCUGCUGCUGCUGCAAAUACUACUACAAAUACUACUCCCCAAAAGAAUCUCUUAAUUAAGGAGAAAUUAACCAAUUACAAUUUUUCACAUAUUCGUCAAUGCUUUGCUUCAAAAAAGUUGGCAGUAUCAAACUCGUUGAUUAUAUUUACUUGGGGAUUGAUUGGAUUAGCAUUCCCUCUAUAUAACGCAUUUCUUCCAUAUUACUUAGAAACACGAGGAGACGCAAACAAGCCUUUAAGCGUUUAUGAAACGUAUAGAAACACUUUAAUCGUCUCCGUAUUAGGGAUCCCUGGAGCAUUGAUAGCUGGUUUAUUAGUAGAAUUGAGAAUCGGCAGAAAGGGGACGCUAUCAAUGUCGUUACUCCUCACUGGAGUUAUGUUAUUUGCUUCAACAACAGCUAGAACCAGCAACUCAAAUCUAGCUUGGAAUUGUAUGUUUUCAUUCUUUUCGAAUAUUGCUUAUGGUGUAUUAUACGCAUAUACACCUGAGUGUUGUUUUGCUGAAAUCAGAGGCACAACAGUAGGUUUAGCCGCGUCAUUUAAUCGAAUCAUGGGAGUUUUCGCACCAAUAAUCGCCAUUUUCGCAGAUUUGACCACUUCUGCGCCUAUAUUCGUCUCGGGCGCAUUGUUCUUGCUUUCUGGCUUCUUGGUGUUGUGUUUUCCUUAUGAACCAAGGGGUAAAUCGAGUUUGUAG